Hevea brasiliensis (rubber tree) is the source of this 477-nucleotide messenger RNA. RefSeq lists its product as uncharacterized. The record is from RefSeq and is a predicted model, not a curated record. Bases 1 to 477 code for a protein of 158 amino acids. The transcript is spliced from 3 exons. Lineage: Eukaryota; Viridiplantae; Streptophyta; Magnoliopsida; Malpighiales; Euphorbiaceae.
AUGAUUGAUUUGCAUGGAGUGCAUACACGCAAGUGCCACUGCAGUCUCCUCAUCUAUCCUGAGGCGUGUUUCCCAUGGCAACGAGUCGUUAUGAGCAGGAUCGUCAAGGUGGCAAAAGAAGAUGAUUGUAUUCUUUUCUUGCGAGCUAAACCCGAAGAGGCAAGUUGUAUUUCUUCAGUGCUACAACGGUAUCAGCAAUUUUCUGGGCAAAAGUUGGGUCUUCCUGAUGUUGUGGGGAGGUCUAAAAAGGCAGUCUUUUCAAUUCUUAAGGAAAGGAUGUGGAAAAGGUUACAGGGGUGGAAGUGUAAAUUUCUAUCACAUGCAGAUAAAGAUCUUUUUAAGACUAUAGCCAAGGCUAUACCAACUUAUGUGAUGCAGUGUUUUCGGUUACCUAUAGGCUUAUGUGAGGAGUUAAAAUCAAUUAUUAGCCAAUUUUGGUGGGUCAAAGAAUUUGAAAAGGAGAAUGCAUCUUUGUAA